Molecule: messenger RNA, 2586 nt
Organism: Meriones unguiculatus (Mongolian gerbil)
Lineage: Eukaryota; Metazoa; Chordata; Mammalia; Rodentia; Muridae
Gene: Psen2
Product: presenilin 2
Exons: 12
Coding region: 697-2025 (442 amino acids)
Biological process (GO): negative regulation of apoptotic process; Notch receptor processing; calcium ion transport
Cellular component (GO): growth cone; apical plasma membrane; cell cortex
Molecular function (GO): aspartic endopeptidase activity, intramembrane cleaving
Source: RefSeq, a predicted model, not a curated record
GUCCCUUCUACCCAGGACCUGCCCUGGUCUACCUGGGCUCUACUACAGGUGACGAGGGAGUGGGAGCGGGGCGCACGACAGGGCCUGAGGCUGGCUCAGAGGCUGGCGUUCUGUUACCAGCCGUGUUUGGGUGUUUUGUAAGUCUCUUACAGCUGCGGGGAGACGCCCAGAACCAAGCCUUUGAACGCUGAAGGAACUCGAGAGCAAGAGCUAGUUGCCACUGAGUUACACUGAUGAAGACACUGCGCCUAGGGCUGAGGAUGUAGCUCUAUGGUAGAGUGCUUGCCAAGCAUGUGCCAGGCCGGCCAGGGGAGAGAAGGGACGGUGGGGGAGAACAACUCUUACAACUGAAAAGUGCAGCUUCCCAAGGUCUCCUGGAUAAGAUGCAAUGGAGCCAGGCUUCGAGCUGGUGCCUGGGCCUCUGCUUCUGCUAUCCAGACCCAAGUCUUUUACCAAUGGAGGAUCAGAGAGCAUCUAAAACCAGAGCAGACGCAGAUCAGUUUAACUCAGAAUGGACAGCCAUCUCCAGAAUAGUCUGUUGGGGACGGAGAGACCCCAUCAUCCAGAGUGUGUGUGUACCCGAUGUCUGUAUAGUCCCUCUGUGGACAUCUGCGCCUCUCGGGCCUUCAGCCAAGACUUCCGGCAGUAAUUAGAGGUUCUCUAUAAGCUGCUUCAGGUGCUGCUGGAGGCAAAACCAUGCUCACAUUCAUGGCCUCUGACAGCGAGGAAGAGGUAUGCGAUGAGCGGACAUCCUUGAUGUCAGCUGAGAGCCCGGAGGGCCGGCCAGGACCGGAGGAUGCAGACAGCACUGCCCAGUGGAGGAGCCAGGACAGCGAGGAAGACUGUGAGGAGGAUCCAGACCGCUACACCUGCCACGGGGUUCCUGGGCAGCCGCCGGGCCUGGAGGAAGAGCUGACCCUCAAGUAUGGGGCGAAGCAUGUGAUCAUGCUGUUUGUGCCUGUCACGCUGUGCAUGGUUGUGGUGGUGGCCACCAUCAAGUCCGUGCGCUUCUACACGGAGAAGAAUGGGCAGCUCAUCUACACCCCCUUCACGGAGGACACGCCCUCAGUGGGCCAGCGGCUCCUCAACUCCGUGCUGAACACCCUCAUCAUGAUCAGCGUCAUCGUGGUCAUGACCAUCUUCCUGGUGGUACUCUACAAGUAUCGCUGCUACAAGUUCAUCCAUGGCUGGCUGAUCAUGUCCUCCCUGAUGCUCCUGUUCUUGUUCACCUACAUCUACCUCGGGGAAGUGCUCAAGAGCUACAACGUGGCCAUGGACUAUCCCACACUCUUCCUGGCCAUCUGGAACUUCGGGGCAGUGGGCAUGGUGUGCAUCCACUGGAAGGGGCCGCUGCUGCUGCAGCAGGCCUACCUCAUCGUCAUCAGCGCACUCAUGGCCCUGGUGUUCAUCAAGUACCUGCCGGAGUGGUCCGCCUGGGUCAUCUUGGGUGCCAUCUCUGUGUACGAUCUUGUGGCUGUGCUGUGCCCCAAAGGGCCACUGAGAAUGCUGGUGGAAACUGCCCAGGAGAGAAAUGAGCCCAUAUUUCCUGCCCUGAUAUAUUCGUCUGCCAUGGUGUGGACAGUGGGCAUGGCAAAGCUAGACCCCUCCUCCCAAGGAGCGCUGCAGCUCCUCUAUGACCCAGAGAUGGAGGAAGACUCCUAUGACAGUUUUGGGGAGCCCUCCUACCCUGAAGCCUUUGAAGCCCCCCUGCCUGGCUACCCAGGGGAAGAGCCGGAAGAAGAGGAGGAAAGGGGCGUGAAGCUCGGCCUGGGAGACUUCAUCUUCUAUAGCGUCCUGGUGGGCAAGGCAGCAGCCGCUGGCAAUGGAGACUGGAACACCACCCUGGCUUGCUUUAUCGCCAUCCUCAUUGGUUUGUGCCUGACCCUGCUGCUGCUCGCAGUGUUCAAGAAGGCCCUGCCCGCCCUCCCCAUCUCCAUCACCUUCGGCCUCAUCUUUUACUUCUCCACAGACAACCUGGUGCGUCCUUUCAUGGACACGUUGGCCUCCCACCAGCUCUACAUCUGACGGGAGACAGGGUGUGGCCCUCAGAGCCGUAGGAACCUUCUCUGGAUGCAAGUGACUAGUUUUACACUCUAGUGCCAUAUUUUUUUUUAAAACAAACUUUUUUUUCCUUACAAAAAAAAAAAAGAAUAAAAAAGUGUUGUGUUUACUUCGCAAUGAGGAAGCAGAAGCUGCUGUUUGGUGCUAGUUGUCCUGUCACCAGACUGUGGCUUUCCUGCCUCUGCACCUACCUGUGGCACCGGUGGAAUGCCCAGCAAGCGUAUCUUCAGGGAUGAGGUCACGCGUGUGGAUCAGGCUGUGGAGGACUUGGGCCCCGUCCAGGUCUGUAAUCCUCCAGGGCCGAGUAGAAGGAACAUGUGCGUCUGGGAUCAGGAAGGAUGCUCAGCACCAUCACCCCGACCAGAGGAGCAAAGCCAGUUUGCAGCCAUGAAUGUUCCCAGUGCUUUGUUCGUGGUGUCUCUGUUACUUUAGAACCUUUAGAAGCUGAGUCCUGUUCUUACUACUGCAGUGACUGCUGGGAAGUGGCUUAAUAUUAAUACCAAUAAAUAGAUGCUCCUGUUGGAA